This is a messenger RNA of Aureobasidium uvarum, 759 nucleotides long. The record is from the annotation of a GenBank genome assembly. NCBI's taxonomy places the organism in Eukaryota, Fungi, Ascomycota, Dothideomycetes, Dothideales, Saccotheciaceae.
AUGGCACCCCCAGCAAUCAUCGCUCCCUCAAUCCUCUCGGCCGACUUUGGCGCCCUGGGCAAGGCCUGCUCAGACACAAUCGGCCAUGGCGCAGACUGGCUUCACGUCGACAUUAUGGACGGCCAUUUCGUCCCCAACAUGACCUUUGGAGCUCCCGUAGUCACAAUGAUCCGCCCUCACGUCGACAAGCCCUCCGAGUCCCUUGGCAAGGGUACUUUCGACUGCCACAUGAUGAUCGCUGAGGUCAUANNGCCCAAGAAAUGGGUCAAGGAGUUCAAGAAUGCUGGAUGCGACCUGUACUGCUUCCACUACGAAGCCGCCAUCAACUCGACCGCCGCCGAAGAGCCCUCCGCUACCUCGGACAAGAAGACCAGUCCCAAGGAACUCAUCAAGUACAUCCACGACCAAGGCCUUAGAGCUGGUAUCGCUCUUAAACCCGGCACUCCCGUCGACGUCCUCUACGAAAUUCUAGACAGCAAGACUCAAGAAGAGGUUCCCGAUAUGGUCCUCAUCAUGACCGUAGAACCCGGCUUCGGCGGCCAAAAGUUCAUGCCCGACAUGAUGCCCAAGGUCGAAGCCCUCCGCAAGCGCUACCCCGAACUCAACAUCGAAGUCGAUGGUGGUCUCUCCGAAAAGACCAUCGACGUGGCCGCCGACGCUGGCGCAAACGUCAUUGUCGCCGGCUCUGCCGUCUUUGGCGCAAAAGAUCCUUCAGAGGUCAUUGCAAAGCUCAGAGAAGCUGUCGAGAAGAGAAGAUGA